Cololabis saira (Pacific saury) is the source of this 1375-nucleotide messenger RNA. RefSeq names its product ST3 beta-galactoside alpha-2,3-sialyltransferase 4 (gene st3gal4). Lineage: Eukaryota; Metazoa; Chordata; Actinopteri; Beloniformes; Belonidae. The coding region runs from base 283 to 1299 and encodes 338 amino acids. The transcript has 11 exons. Gene Ontology annotation, biological process: glycolipid biosynthetic process. Gene Ontology annotation, molecular function: sialyltransferase activity. The record is from RefSeq and is a predicted model, not a curated record.
AGCGCAGGGAAAGGGGCCGCUCCUGACCAGAGACCGCUAUGUUCACGCCAGUCCCGCGGUGAGUCCUGGGGAAACGGAGGGGACGAGCCUUCACGCCCUCAUCGCAUCACCGCUCGGUUUUCCCACGCAAGGGAAGGGUUUUGCACGACCGACGGGAACUUGAUUGCAACAUCCCUGCGCAGUCCAGCUGGGCCCCACCGCGGAUCACGGCUCCUCUGUCCGCUGCUGCUGGGAGAAGCCCAGAACUAUCGUAUCUGAUCACUGAGGAAACACUCUUUUGAAAUGAAAGAGGGAAAAGCAUGGUGCCUUAGGCUUCUCCCAGUUCUUCUCUUCUUCAUCUCCUUUGUCACAUACUACUGUUCCUACGCCAUACUUCAGAGCUAUGGUGGCACCAGCAAGUCUCUGAACAGUAGCAAGUCACUAUGUGGUGGCUGGAUAACCCAGAAAAAGUGGGAAAGCCUUAACUUUAACAUUAGCAGACGGACACAACUUUUUCUGAAACUGGAGGACUUCUUUUGGCGGGAGCAUCUGUCAAAGUUGGCAUUGCCUUAUGGCAUUAAAGGCAGUGAGUUGCUGCUGCUCAAAGUUCUUGCUGUUACUGUUAAUUAUCAAGUGCCAGCCAAGAUCGAAAAUCUUGAAUGCAGGACCUGUGUAGUCAUAGGAAAUGGCUUUGCCAUUAAAAACAGCUCUUUGGGAAGCAUCAUCAACAAAUACGACGUGGUCAUUCGCUUGAAUGAUGCUCCAAUACGAGGCUACGAGGAGGACGUCGGAAACAAAACCACCAUGAGGUUCUUCUACCCCGAGUCGGCCUCGUACAACCCCGGCCUGAACAACGAGCCCGGCACGCUCAUGGUCCUGGUGCCGUUUAAACAGCAAGAUCUACGCUGGCUCAAAGAAAUCCUCUAUAAUGAGAAGAGGAUCAGGAAGGGCUUCUGGAAGCCUCCUCCUCAAGUCUGGCUGGGUGACGUUAGUAAAAUCAGAGUGCUGGACCCACACUUCUUGCACCAGACCGCAGACAAACUCCUCCGAAUCCCACUUCAACCAAAGGGAAAACAGAAUCCCGUACACCCUACCACGGGUAUCCUUGCUGUGUUUGUUGCUCUCAACUACUGUGACGUGGUUCACAUUGCUGGAUUCGGGUACCCAAAAUCACAAAACCAGCGGCAACCUAUACACUAUUACGGAUACGACACUAUGAAAUCUAUGAAGAAUUCUUACCAUGACCUCAGCCACGAGGCCAAAGCCUUAAAAAGACUGGAGGAUUCAGGAGCGGUUCUGUACCUGCACCCGCAUUUAUGAUGCACAUCUUUUUUCCAGUUCUAGGAAAAGGAUAAACAGACAAAAAAAAAAAGUAAUAAAUGAAUACCAAAUUGUA